GCGCGCAAGAUAGAAUCAAGAUGGUGGACGUCGUGUUUUUUCCUCUCUUCAAUGACGUUUAGUUUUAGUUGUUGUUUAUUGUGUUGUCACUUUUCGCGUAAUUGAUCGCGGUCGUAUCGCAAUUGAAUGUGUGGUUUAGUUGACGAUUAUCCGGCGAUAUCACAUGAAUAAAGUGCGCGUCGCACGAUGUGGCACGGCGGAGGACGUGAGUUUUGGUUACGUGCGCUUGUGACGUGCGCGAUCGGUGCUUGCUCGAUUAUUGGCGAUUUCGCGUUGAAGUACGGUAAGACCGAAUUGGAGCGCGCGCUAUUUGACAACAUGACGCACGCGACAGUGGGCGGCCUCACGUGGAUGCUGAUUGUUAUCCUGUCCCGGAAACCAGUCGCUCGUAAUCUGACCAGCGUAUUCUCUUGCUUUUUGCUGGCGUCUCUUAUCGACGUGGAUCACUUUAUCGCGGCGCGCAGUUGGCAUAUUCAUGAUGCCACGCAUUUGCAGAAACGGCCAUUUCUACACUGCACUACAAUUCCUAUUCUGCUGUGGAUACUUUUUAUUUCACUCUCGAGUAUUUUUCACUCUCCUGUGUUAGAGCAUACCUCCUGGUUGAUCCUUGCCGCCUUCCUAAGUCAUCAUAUCCGGGACGGUACCAGAAGAGGUUUGUGGUUUUGUCCUUUCGGCUCCACACGUCCCAUUCCCUACUAUUUAUACUUGAGUCUUUGUAUGUUCCUUCCUUAUGCGUUAUAUUGGCUCAUGAGCCUACACACAUUUGCGCGGAAGAGUGAUGACAGUAUCACUCUUAUCGAUGUAUGAAACUUUUGAUUUAUAACAUGUCUCACACAUAUAAAAAUGUCCAAACAACAAGUGAAUGAAAUUCACAUUAAAUUUACGAAUUUUUUGUUUUAAGUAUGUACAAAAACUAAUAAGUAAUUAGUACUUGUUGGUUAAGAGCGCUAACUUAUUAGAAACUUAAAAAAUUAAAAGCUCUCUGUGAAAAUAGAUAUAAAAUUUUAGGUUUGUUAAAAUUUAUAAUAAAUUAUAUAUUUACGAUAGAUCUUUCACAUACUUUGUCAAAUGUGAUAUUUAAUAUAUAUAAAAUGUUCAAAGGAGCCAUAUAUGUAUAUAAAAUUAGGUAUUACGGUUAACGGUUGCGAUAAAUAUUUUUUUAAAACACGGUUAUUGGAAAUUGUACAAGACUUUACACGCGUGUCCAAUAAAUUAUCUUUUUAUAAUACAUUUCAAACACAUACAAUGUUGUGCUGCGCAGAAUAUCGUGUGUAGCAAAAUUUUAUCAAUAUCAAAGAAUAUUUUUAUAUACACUAUAUCAAGAGAAUAUUUUUGGAUUGUUGUCAAGAAA
Pseudomyrmex gracilis is the source of this 1351-nucleotide messenger RNA. Its product is annotated as transmembrane protein 267. The transcript has 2 exons. The record is from RefSeq and is a predicted model, not a curated record. Lineage: Eukaryota; Metazoa; Arthropoda; Insecta; Hymenoptera; Formicidae. The coding region runs from base 187 to 807 and encodes 206 amino acids.